AUGGCCUACGCAGAUCACAGUUCAAGCACACAUGCCACUUCCUUGGACAAUGGUGCAAGUCCCCUUCAUCCUUGCUCAGAUGAUGGCCAGGCAACCGAUCCGAAGCCUUUCAUUGCGGACGAGAUGCUCCAGACCGACACCAAAACCAUAGGCCUUUUUCGUCCUCCUCUCGACUACAUACCAGGAUCGACUGGCUGGAAUUGGCAUGAGGAUGGCUGGCAGUCAGCAUUCUCAGCAGCGCUAUCACAGAAGGGUAUCGAAAUGACCGCAGACCAGAUCGAAAUAGCAUACAACAACAUCGCCGACCCACAGUCAAGUCUCCUCUAUGAUCCCGUAGACCGAAACACCGCAGUAUUCCAGGACGAACCAGCGGCAUCAUUGAUGGCUAGAUAUGGUAUCGAAGACCGAAAGUUCAGCUUGAUCAUCAUCUGUCCAUAUGUCCGUGCCGAUGGUGUUGACUGGGAGCGUAUCUACGACACGAUGAAUCGGCCGCCAAUCUACUCCAGGUGGUCGACUGGAGCGCAGGCCGUUCAUGAGCCCAUUGUGCUCAUGUGUUUACCCAGGCUCGAGACAAAAACUGGCAGGGAGUCAUACAACAAGACAGUUGAUUGGUUUUCAGUGAACCCACGCCCAAACACCACGUUCUCGGAUGAUUUCGACCUUCUAUCAAAGGAGUUGUCUAGUGAAGACAUAGACGAAUACAUGGACACCUUCAACUUCCCCACGCAGCUUGGCUUUCGACAGUCGGCCUUUCGACAGGCUCUCGUUCGCAUUCAUCGCAUGAUCGCUCUUGGUCUAUUUGUUCAUGAUGACGACUUGCCCGCCUGGAUCGAACAGUAUGGUGAACAUCUCUUGGAACUCGAAAAACACGACAUGGACGACGACCCGCCCGUAUUCAAAUUCGAUGAGGACGAGCCCUUCCAAGGCGGCGAUGAAACUAUAACCUACCGCACCAUCACAGCAUUGAUCUUGAACCCUAGCUUUGAAGCUGCGAACGCUGCGGAAGAGUGGGAUGAAGCUAUAGAGAACUACGUUACGUGGUGUCUUGAGCCAGACGACGAGUUGGCUAAAGAGGCCUUCGAAACAUUCGCCAAACAGCUGGAAUUCGCUGCUGGAGAGCGAUAUUAG
This is a messenger RNA of Alternaria triticimaculans, 1128 nucleotides long. RefSeq lists its product as uncharacterized. NCBI's taxonomy places the organism in Eukaryota, Fungi, Ascomycota, Dothideomycetes, Pleosporales, Pleosporaceae. Bases 1 to 1128 code for a protein of 375 amino acids. The transcript has 2 exons. The record is from RefSeq and is a predicted model, not a curated record.